CAGGUUUACUCCUACUUUAUGAGUAAAUGAGAAGAACAGUUCUCAUUCUGUGAGUUGAUGUGUUUGUUAAAAGUGGUGAUUUUGCUCUUUACAAAUAUCUCGGAGUUCAUAAGCUCUUGACAUUCGCUCGUAUCACAUAUUGUAUUCAGCUUUCUUGAUUUUUCCCCCAAUUUUAAUUCACCAAAGUUCUUACGAAAUUUUACUCGUAUUUGAGUUUUAAAUCAGAAUAAUUGCAUUCAUGAAUGUGUUGCUGGUGUUAUCAAUGUUUGCAGCCUCAUCGUGGGGUUUGAAAUUUUCUUUCACAAAUAAUACUGAGUUGGAAAUUUUUCGACGUCAAACAUUGAUAAUGAAUUGUUCGAGCGACGAAGAAAUAGAAUGGCUUAUUCCAGACGAUAGUAAUGCAUUGGUAAAAAACGUUUCAAGUUAUGAGUCGAGUAUUGUAAUCAACCAGACCACGAAAUGUGAUAGUGGAGACUACAUAUGUAGAUCUAAAAACAACGUUAAAGAGUUCGCUCGGAUACGCAUCCAUGUUACAGGAUUGAAAUACUCUUUCAAGAACGGGACCGAAUUAGGUGUCCAGUUGGGUCAAAAAUUUAAUUUCAGCUGCUCAGCCGAGGGAGGAGUGAAGUGGAGCAUUCCACGUAGAAGUUCGGCGUCAAUUAAUACCAUCUCGGUAUACGAAGAGAGUGUCGUGUCCAACGGAACAACUUCAUUGGAUACUGGCGAUUACGAAUGCAGUUCAAAAACUAACCCGAAUGAAUUCGCUUGGUUACACCUCAACCUUGAAGAUCUUUAGACAUCUAACAUUCUAUUGAUUUAGGAAUUUCAGACCUAUGAAAUGUAGAUAGGUACUUGACGAAAGUAGUGGAUUUUCAUUAUUUGCUUCGAAUACAUAUUUACUUCAAAUUAAUCAUCCAUAUGUUUUUGGAUACUCAGAUAUAAUAGAUUAAGUUGUGUGGGUAAAUCGAUUUUAAACAAUGUUUCUUUAAAAAAUUAGGUUUCUGUUUAGUAUACCUACUUGAAGAUCUCAGCAAAUGUACGCUAGAUAUGUAUAAUGAAUACUUUAAUUAUAGUUUUAACCUAUACUAGGUACCUUACAAUAUUGUAACUUGUCCCUUUAUUUACCUUACGUAUAAUUCUCAUUGUACAUAAUUAUGUUUAUUUAAUUACACAGAUUA
Molecule: messenger RNA, 1178 nt
Organism: Planococcus citri (citrus mealybug)
Lineage: Eukaryota; Metazoa; Arthropoda; Insecta; Hemiptera; Pseudococcidae
Exons: 6
Coding region: 239-796 (185 amino acids)
Source: RefSeq, a predicted model, not a curated record